AUGGCAUACACAGCCAUCGAUGAGAGUACAUUGUAUAUCCAGGGCGGAAUAAUCCUCCCACCACCCGGAGGCACCGCCAAAAUUACCUCUCAAUUCUACGCUCUCGACCUCACUCAGGAUUGGAACGCAACGAGUCCGCCCUGGAAGGCUUUGACCUCUCCCACAACCACUGCUACCCAAAUCUCCAGUCAAUCCAUGACGAUCUCGCCUGACCGCCAGACUCUCACGCUUUGGAGUGUUUUCCCGACUGUUGCCGUCAAUUACAGUAUCACCGACGCCUCAUGGACAAAAGUGCCGCUCUCGGUAGGCUUGGUCAUCUCUGGCAGUGGCCUCCGUGCAGCAUCGGAUCCAGCAACCGGAGCAGUCUACAUCCCUGGAGUAGGGCCUCUCAAUUCCAACUACAUGGUCCGAUACAACUACUUGACUGGAUUGGUUACCUUGAUCAACAUACCCAUGGCUCUUGUGCCAACCCUGGAUUCUUAUUCGUUCGUCUGGUGUCAACCUCGCAAGACAUAUAACGGCACCAAGAUGAUCCUCUUUGGCGGUGAUGGAUCAGGACCAUCUGUCGCAUCCCUCUCUAUCCUCGACAUCCCGACUAUGACAUGGACCGUCGGCAAAGAUGCACCGGACGCGAGGUCGGAGAUGGCGUGUGCGGUUGCUGGAGAUAAUUUUGUCGUCUGGGGAGGGUACAAGGAGAUGUUGUCGGUUGAUAGUGUCGCGGUGCCAACAACGCCACUUAUCUUCAACAUCAAAACAGGAAAAUGGACAGAAAAGUUUGUCCGUGGCGCCAAUGGCAAUAAGACGGAGGGAGCACCAGGAGGAGUACCAGGAACUGGCGCAGGAGGAGGGUCCGGAAGUGGUUCAGGUGGUGGUGGUUCAGGAAGCGGACCAGUAGGUGGUGGUGAGAGUCCGAUUGCUGGUGGAGGUUCAAACAUAGGAAGCGGUGAAAUCGUUGGAGGCGGAGGCAUCACCACCACCAGCGGCGCAGCGAUCGGCGGAGGGGUUGCAGUUGGUGUCGGGGUCCUUGCUGGAAUCAUCUUCCUUAUCAUUCAGAGACGUCGGCAACGCAGUACAAAGGACUUUGAGAUGGUUUCGCCCAGUUUGUCGAUAAUGCCAUCUCCUGCGGAAGAUAGAGUGGUCCAACUAGAACCAAUAUCCAACGAGUCCUACCAGAGCAAGCUAAACAAUCAACAACAGCAGCAGCAGGAGAUGUCCUACAAUAACGUGCAGUACACACCCAGGAGCGAACCACCAGGUGUCUCAGGCUUACCUCCUUCAUAUUCCGCAUCCUCUCGUUCCCGACCCGUCAUCCCUUCUUAUUAUGAGGUGACGGGGAUCCCAGGAGAUCCUCGAGAACUUGUGCGGCAACUGUCGCGCUAA
Linnemannia hyalina is the source of this 1380-nucleotide messenger RNA. The record is from the annotation of a GenBank genome assembly. NCBI's taxonomy places the organism in Eukaryota, Fungi, Mortierellomycota, Mortierellomycetes, Mortierellales, Mortierellaceae.